UCUGUCUGUCUGUGUGUGCAUGUGCGUGUCUGCCUGCAUAUCUGUCUGUCUGUCUGUCUGUCUGUGUGCCGAUGUGCCUGGCACUCCGGCUGUGGUUGGCGCAGUCUCACCAGCCUCGCUUCACCCUGAAGAGUGGGAGUUGCACAGACGGUGCCUGAGUCCCCCUUGGCACCCCGAGGCCUCCGCAGGGGGUCCCAGGCUCCCUGAGCAGCCCUAGUGCACUGCCCGGGGCCUGGUGUUCGAGGUCCCUGAGGACACGUGUGACUUUGCAGAAGUUGGGGCGUGACACGGAUCGGGGUCUGUGCUGUCCACAGUCAAGCCCUUGUGCGUUUGGUGCGCGGUUGAAUGUGUGACAGCAGUUUAAGGGGGGGGUCAGCUGGGGGUGCUUUGGUCCGAGGGGAGCUUUGGCGGGGUGGGUGUCUGCUGUGGCAGCGUGCGGCCCGAGGGUGAGCGACCUCGUGUGUCGGUGUGACGGGUUGACUGGGGUGAUGAACGUGGGGAACUUUACAGGGUGUGUGGGUCCCCACGAGCCAGGGUCUCCCGCUGGAACUGCCUGGAGAAUGGGUAACAACUGGGAGUCUCUUUGCGCUGCCUUUUCCGAGUUCCGGUUUCUCCCGGCACUGAUCUGUGAUCUGCUGAGCCAGCGUGGGCCACACCUGCCUUUUGUUGUUGAUCUUCUCGGACGGGCGGUGUCUUGAUGUUACCGAAAGCAACACCUGCUUCCCAUUUCAUUUUCUGUUGGUUUGUUGGUAGGAUGCAGAGAUGCUAUAGCACUGUGUGUUGACCUCCUGUCCCAUCGCUGUACCGAGCUAGUUACUCUGAUCAUUUCUCCUUGCAUAGAGAGCUCUCACUAGGGCUUACUGUUUAUGCUUAGCUGACGUCUUCACGGAUUGCAGCUCUGUUAGGCAGGAGUGGAGGUGGGUGAUCAUCCUCAGUCUUGGAGGAAAGGCACAGCCAAGGCUUUGUAUUCCAUACAUUGGAAAAAAUAAGUAGCUGGUGGGAUUCAAGUGAAAAGGAGCAUACUUUAAAAUGCUAACCCGCUGGAGGGCCCUGCUCUGACACAGGGCCAUUUCACAGAAGGAGCGCCUGGCUGUCUCCCCAGCGCCCCCCAUGGCCCUGCCCUCCAGGGGCUUCCCAGUGUCACAUCCCUCCCCAGAGAGCUGCCAGGUCCUCCCCACUUCUGCAGCCCUAGAACCCCACAAUGAAGACGCUCAUUUCACCUGUCAAGUCCAGGGUUACACCCAACGUUUCACAUGAUAUCCUGUUUAAUUCCUAGGCAAAUUUAAUUGGGAUAAAUAUCUUUUGAGGAGUUUAUGUCCAGACCAGUUUUCUGCCCAGUGAGAGCAGACACACCUAUGGUGGUAAAUGGACUGUUUCACAGCAGCCCUUCUUGGCCUGAAAUGCACCGCAGGGCUGCUUUUGUCUUUCAGGAACCACGGAGUAGGAAGCGGGGCCCAGCUGCCUGCUCAGCUGCUCUCUUCCCAGUGGUAGCCCUGGACCAAGUGCCCAGGACAGGCCUGUCCCCUCCUCGAGGCCUCCCUACCCUGUGUGCCCAAAGAAUAGAUGGCCCUGCUGGGCUGGCGGGUGUGGAGUCAGGGGCCCCGCCCACCCCGCCCCACGGCAGCUGCUCUCCCAGCAGUGGCCCAGGCGCCUCUUGCUGAGGUCCUGGAGGGUGACUGUCCCUUGCCGUGGUCCAGGAGCUGUGUGAACGCUGACCCUGCAGAUGGGAGAGCUGCUGCUGUGCGUGACGGAGCGGGGUGCAGGCUCCAGUGCUGUCCUGGUUCCUGGACACCAGGGGCUCCCCAGCCCUGCUCCCUGGCCCAGGAGGCUGGUGUCAGGGGGAUGCGUGAGACUCCAGGAGCUGCUCGCCCAGCAGGACCUGAUGGGGCCCUGCCCUUCACUCCUUCCCAGGGCCAUCCAGUGCCGGCAGCAUUUUAACCCCUUUCUUUGCUCGGAAUCAGCGGAGCCAACUUCUGCUCACGAGAAGCACCAGAGCCUCUGAGCACAGCCUGGAGGUCCCUCUGCAGCCCUGGUUGCCUGGCUGCCCAGGGCUCUCUGCAGCUGCCCUGUUCUGGUUCCGUGUGCUCUGCUCCUUGAUCAGAUUCAAGGGCUCCACUUCUGGCUCUUCUGGAAGCGCAGUGGGAUCGCGUGAUCCCCUGUUACUGCAUGUGACCUUUCCCUGUGACCUUAACCCAGGCCACUGAUGGGCUGCAAAGCUGGGGAGCAGCACAGGCGUCAGGCAGUGUGGGGCACAGGGGAGGCUGCUGGGAGGACGGCCAAGCCCGCCUGGGCUGCAGAAAUCAAAGAAGAGCUUGAAGACCUGAACAAAGAAAUCAAGAAAACUGCUAACAAAAUUCGGGCCAAGUUAAAGUCCAUUGAGCAAAGCUUUGAUCGGGAGGAGAGCAGGAACCGGACCUCUGUGGACCUUCGCAUCCGCAGAACCCAGCAUUCUGUGCUGUCCUGGAAGUUCGUGGAGGUCAUGACGGAGUACAACGAAGCCCAGACUCUGUUUCGGGAGCGGAGCAAAGGACGCAUCCAACGCCAGCUUGAAAUCACCGGAAGGACCACCACGGACGCGGAGCUGGAGGAGAUGCUGGAGAGCGGGAAGCCAUCCAUCUUUACCUCGGACAUCAUCUCAGACUCAUACGUCACCAGACAAGCGCUCAACGAGAUCCAGUCUCGCCACAAGGACAUCAUGAAGCUGGAGACCAGCAUCCGUGAGCUGCACGAGAUGUUCGUGGACAUGGCCAUGUUCGUGGAGACGCAGGGUGAAAUGAUCAACAACAUAGAGAAGAACGUGAUGAACGCCACAGACUAUGUGGAACACGCCAAGGAGGAGACAAAGAAAGCCAUUCGGUACCAGAGCAAGGCCAGAAGGAAAAAGUGGAUAAUUGUGGCCGUGUCGGUGGUGCUGGUGGCUGUCCUGGCGCUAAUCAUCGGCUUGUCGGUGGGUGGCAGUAAGUGACUAACCAGCUGGAGCACGGACUAGCUGUCCUGUUGGCCGGCGUCACGUUUCCCGACAUUAAUAUUCUGAAGACGAUAAAGCCUGUGUGCCGAGCUGUGUGCUGUCCUCGCUGACGCGUCUGAGAGGGAGCGCAGGCCAGGGGCCACCGCGUCACCCCAGGCCCGGCCCCCCUUGUCUCUUGGCGACUGUGGGCCGUGUCACCUGCACACAGUGGGCCUGGUCCGGUGCUGUGCCAGGGAGGACGAAGCAGGUGCCGGUGACAUUGCAGUCCCUCCUGACACUGUCACCUCCAGAAUCGCUGCCCCAGCUGAAUGAUGUUAUUUUGUAAAAUGCACCCGUGCAUGACUUGCACUGUGGCACCGAGGAGGGGAACCAAUGAAAACCAGUGACUGAAAACAGAACCCUCCGUCUGACUUUUCCACAUGGCAGCUUCUGCUCUGUUUACAAUUCAACCCUUGUCAGAUGGAAGCUGUGUGUGGUCGGCACUGGCCCCAGCCGGGGUCCCGGACUGCACGGUCUGCAGUUUACGCAGAGCGUCACCGUCAUGCCCCAUGUGAGCCCCCUCCUGCUUCCCGGGCUCCCUGUCUCCGCUGGUUUCCCUGGAUUUGGGGGUUGUCCCCCCGCACUGUCCCCGAGUCAUGCCCCUGGCGUGGGAGGCCCCUGCAGGCACCUGGCCGCCCCUGUGAGGGAUGCGGUCACCCACUCCCCUGAGCUGGGGGCGCAGGCUGGCUUGCUCGGCUCCUCAGACGCUACGCAGACAGGUCCCUGUGAGCCCGGCUGUCACAACUGCUUGGGGUCUUUUUUUCCAGUGCUGGGAUUGAACCCAGGGCCUUAGCACUGAUCUAACUCACACACCCCUUUUUUAGUUUUUUGUUUUGAGACAGGGUUUCCUAAGUUGCUGAGGUACCCAGGCUGGCUGGAACUUGCUGUCCUCCUGCGUCAUCCUCCUCAGGUGCUGAGAUUACGGCCUGCACCACCAUGCCCUGCAGGGCUUCUUUCUUCACCUGAGCAGCAAAUGUCACAGCUAGCGGCAGUGAUCAGAUGAGGCUGACGGCUUGUGUGCAACACGCAUUGGCCACGGAGAGCUGCUGCCCUGGCGCUGGCCACACUGUCCACCUCCCUCCUGCGGGGAGAAGGGCUCCGUCACCAUCUGCAUCGGGCUGGAGUUCGUGUGUCUGCCCGGCCUCCUUUCUCUUAGCUCUGCUGAAAGAAUGGCAUAUGCGAUUUUUCUGCACUACCGCAGCGGUCCUUUCAGCGUUUCUGGCUUUCUCUGUGAAUGUGCCUUUUCUGUGUUUCCGGGGCGGAAAUUUGGUCUGAGCAGUGGCAUGAGGGAAGAAGGCUCCUCGGGAACCCUGGGUGCGGGCAGGUCCCCCCGCCUGGGCUCAACAGACCGGGGCACAGUGGGGACCCCAGGACGUGGCUCGAGGUCUCUGGUUGGCUCUGCAGGGUCACUGUGCCCCUCGGGCCCUGAGGGCCGGCCGGACCCUCCCUGCAGUUGGGCCCCGCAGCCACCUGCAGCCGGGUGAGGGGACAGGCCAGAGGCAGGUGCCGGUCAUGGUGGGUGCAGCUCCCAGGGUGGGCAGGCAGGUGCCCUCUGUCACCCAGGAGCCACGGGAGGAGAUGGGAGUGGUCGCCCAGCUCACAGUGGCCGGGUCAGGCAGCAUGCCUGGGCUCCUGUCUCCUCAGUGCUGUGCGUCCUGCCGUUUGUGGCCCUCGAGGCAGAGGACACACCUGCAGCCCAGGUGUGUGGCAGCCAUCCCACAGCAGGCGCCAGCUGGAGCUGCGUGCGGAGUGGAGUGGCAGUGCCCAGGGGACACAGUGUGGACAGUCGGGCCUCCAGGCUCUCACACAGUGUGGAGCGGGACUAUGGGGCCUGUGUCCCCAGGGCCGCCCCCGGCUGUGCUGUCUGCACGUCCUGCUGGAUGACACUGCUGCCGCUGCCGCUGCAUCGCCACCCCCUGGGAACUGCUCAGCUCUCGCUACAGACAGCGUUUCCUUUGCUGUUACUGUUACUGUUACUGUUUUUGCCCCCUUUUUUUUUGGUACUGGGAAUCGAACUCAGAACCUUUCGCUUGGUGAGGCAGGUGCAGCACCACUGAGCUACAUCCCGGCCCUGUUACUGUGUGUGGGGCUGGUGGCAGCGUGAGGCAGCUGGUGGUGGGACCGAGGGGCGGAGCCUGCUUUCCGCCGUGGACGCACAGCCUCACCUGCUUCCCCUCCUGCUUCCCCUCCCUCAGCCGAGUUUCCUGAGGAGACGGCGGCUUCAAAUUGUGGGAGGGUGUCUGAGGGUGCCAGCUUUCAAAACAGAAAGGAAGGAAGCUCAACGCCGCCCUGUGCUCAGCGGUCUGCGCAGAGGCUGCUCGGCAGCCAGGUGGACGUGUGCUCACCGAGGCGGCUCGUCAGGGCCAGAAGAGGCGCCGGGUCAGGGCGGCCCCAGGUGGAUCGCUGCUGCGUCCUGACGUCCACUGCUCAUCAGCUUUGGGGUCUGUGUCCCGCUCGGCCCGCUCGGCCCUGGAGUCCCGCUGUCCCCAGGCGUCCAGGACUUGUCUGGUUUCCUAGUCAUGGACUUACAUGUGAGACUCCAACAUUUCAGAAGGCCAAUGUUAGGAAACGGCACUGAUUUCUUUCCUCUGAUACGUUGUAAAUUCACAUUUCUCUUUGUCUUGCAGAAAAUGAUGUUCACUGUUACUUGCGUAAUUAUUUUGCUUGUGAUCCUUGGAGUGAUCCUCGCAGCAACGUUGUCUUAGCAACCACAUCCCAGAAUUGUCACCCGUCACAGGCCACGCCCCCGCAGCAUCGGUGGAUGGAGCCCAGUGGGCGUCAGGGUGUGGACCCCAGGCCCACGUGCUAAGCCCCGGAUGCCGGGCUCAGGAGCCUCAUGGAGGCCCUGGCAUCGGGAGUGACUGCCGAUGUCACUUCGAGAAACUGUCCAGUGUUAAGAGUGUGCACGUGGAAUUAGGGCCCUGCUGUGAGGCUAUGAAAUGGAGGCAGGUCCAGCGCAGCUAACACCUGCUGAUGAAGAGACGGUUGGUCAUAGCGUCAUCGUGUGUGUGUCCUCCUGGCGGAAAUAAUUCUCAUUACCCCAGAGCUGUUUUGUGCAAUAUCUGUAAUUUUAGAUGUUUAUAAAUUAAUGAAUAUUCUGACACAUUCACUCCACUUUGCAUGCUAAGUGCUGGCUUGUGAAGGGGCUGGGCGGCUGCGCAGUUUGCCAGCCUCGGGAGCCAUGGGUUGGGGCCCUGCGCCCUCCUCUUCUGUGGAUGCUGACUGAGGAAGGCCCGGCUCCUCAGGGAGGGCAGCUCAUUUCUACCUUCUCCCUUACCCAGUGAUAAAUAAUUAGUUACUGCACUGUAAAGACAAUGGUCUGUUCUUUGAUCAUGAAAAAUAGGGCUUGUAGCUGACCUGGUGCCACAUCCUUGUAGUGCCAGAACCCUGGGGGCAGAGGCAGGAGGAUCGAAAGUUUGAGCCCAACCUGGGCAACUUAGUGACUUAGCAAGAUCCUGUCUCAAAGCAAAAAGGCUGUGGCUCCGUGCGAAGGCCCUGGGUUCAUCCCCAGGACCGCGUUCUCUGCACGCUGACAAAGUCUGGAUUUCAGGUGGUGGUGGAGAGUGUUAGUGGUCUCUAAACUUGAAGUUAUUCCUAGGCAUUAAGGAAUUCUUAGAAAUUGUUGUGCAGGUCUCUUAAAUGUUCUUAUGUAUCUAAUACUUUGCUGAACUCUAAAAUUUAAUUCCCAGUUGGGCAUGGCAUCACAUGCAUGUGGUCCCAGCACUCAGGAGACUGAGGCAGGAAGAUCACCACAAGUUCAAGGCCAGCCUGAGCUGCAUAGCGCGACGAGACCAUCGCAAAAAUCAAAAAAAAAAAAAAACCCCAAUACAAAAGAACCUAAUUCCCAAAGUUUAUAAGAAUGUAUGAUGCUUAAACAUUUUUAUUGCUUGUUACUGUUUGGAAUACAACGAUAGUGUUCUCAGGCUUUCGACUGCACCAGGCUGAGAAUCAGCCCGAGGCCGAGGUUACGUGGUCACUUGGAGGCCGUCAGCGUCACUGGCUCUCAGCUCCCACCCGUGCGUGGCCCAGGGCUGAGUCUCGGCACUGCCUGGCGCGACGUGGACGUGCUGAGCCCGGGCCCUGGGCUGCAGGAUGCCCAGCAGUGUGGGCGCCGUGUCCUGUCCCCCGUUUUGAAGGUCCUGGUUGAGGCUGCCAGGCUGUCUUUCUGCCCAGCCCUGGAGGACUCACUGCCUGCCCUGCUCCUCAGUCCCCACGUGGCCCCGAGAGCGUCCGAGUCCUGUCAGGGUCUCCACUGUGCUCGGAAUCAGGGCUCACAGAACAGACUCCAGACUCACUAUCACUUUAGUCAUCACUUCUGAUUUUCUGUGCUUGGAUUAAAAAUGUUCCCAGUGGAACAGAAAGGAAA
Heterocephalus glaber (naked mole-rat) is the source of this 7373-nucleotide messenger RNA. It is a transcript of the gene Stx2, whose product is annotated as syntaxin 2. Lineage: Eukaryota; Metazoa; Chordata; Mammalia; Rodentia; Bathyergidae. Gene Ontology annotation, molecular function: SNARE binding; SNAP receptor activity. Gene Ontology annotation, biological process: synaptic vesicle fusion to presynaptic active zone membrane; intracellular protein transport; exocytosis. The record is from RefSeq and is a predicted model, not a curated record. Gene Ontology annotation, cellular component: presynaptic active zone membrane; SNARE complex; synaptic vesicle.